This is a messenger RNA of Trachymyrmex cornetzi, 2541 nucleotides long. RefSeq lists its product as uncharacterized. Bases 136 to 2397 code for a protein of 753 amino acids. The transcript is spliced from 6 exons. NCBI's taxonomy places the organism in Eukaryota, Metazoa, Arthropoda, Insecta, Hymenoptera, Formicidae. The record is from RefSeq and is a predicted model, not a curated record.
CCGAUCGACAGUUUAAAACUGCUUUGCAAUCGAUUUGAAACGUGUCUUGCAAGAGAAUCUCCCGUUGCUUCUCACACCGUCCUUUUGUUUUCGGGAUUCUUGUGUCGGCGCAGUGCUUCUUCGGUAUUCACGAAAAUGAGCGAGAGGAAAACUGAAUCUCAGGAAUUUGACGAGAAAUUGAGGGCAUUGGAAAAGCAAAAAAACGCAAAGAAACUAGAGCAACACAAGAAAUCGAUGGAAGAAUCCAAGAAGAAAGUGGAGAUAUUAACAGAAAAGCUUAAGACAGAAACUUUGCAAAGUACCAGAAUUACGUCUAAAAUCUCUACUCCCAAUAAACCUAAGGAACCUAAAGCUACAGAAACAUGUCAAAUAUCCAAGACUAUAACCGAAUUGUCUAUCUCCAGCAAGCCUGACAAUUCUGAAGCUAUAGAAGAAGAAUGCCAAAUAUCCAAAACAAAACAGCAACCUGAGACUUCCAAAGUAUGCCAAAAGCCUAACAUUACGUCAAAAAUUUCCACUUCCAGCAAAACUGAUCAUAAAUUUCCAGAAGUAUGCGAAAUGCCGAAGAUCACAUCCGAAACGCACGCUUCCGACAAAUCUGAGUAUCGUAAAGUUCCAGAAAUGCACAAGAUUACAUCGAAAGAGUCCACCAAGCUGGAGGCUUCUGAAAUUCCAAAAGCAAAAAUGUUCCAAAUGCCCAAGACUACGUCCGAAGGGUCCAUCGAGUUUGAGACUCCUGAAAUUCCAAAAGCUGCAAGAAUAUUCCAAAUGCCCGAAAUGCUCAAAACUACGUCCGAAGGGUCCAUCGAAAUUAAGGCUCCUGAAAUUCUGGAAGCUGCAAAGGUAUGCCAAACGCUUAAGACUACAUCUGAAGAGUCCAUCAAGCUUGAGACUCCCGAAAUUCCACAAGUUGCAAAAGUGUGCCUAAUGCCCAAGAAUAGGACCGAAGCGGACGGAGGGUUCACCCAUAUUACAAGUGAAACUUUUGAAGAUCCAAACGUUGCAGAAAUGCCCGAGAGUUCUCAGGAAGUCCAGACUACGUCCGAAUCUUUCACCUCCAACAAAACAGAGGAAGCUGAAAUGUCAAAAAAAUGUCCAACGUGCAAUACCAAAAUCGAUGAGAUAUAUGGAAAUACAGAAUCAUGCUUAAAGUGUGGUUCUAUACCGGCCAUUCCCAUAACAAGUGAUGAAACGAAGAAACUAUUAAUACAUAGCAGACCAAAACUUGUAGAUGAUGAGUCCACUACUAUAGAUGAUGAAUCCACUUCUAUAGAUGAUGAGUCCACUACUAUAGAUGACGAGCUCACUAGUACAUCCUCUAUUGUAGUUGAUGACUACAAGUUAGAUGAGAAAGAGAAGGACGAUUUAAACAAUUUCAUUAAGCUUGAAAAAAGUCAGGUUGAAGAAGGUCUUCUUAAAGAAAGUCUUCUUGAAAAAUGUCCUCUUGUAAAAGAUCUUGAAGAAGGUCUUCUCGAAGAAGAUUCUACGGAAUCAGAUGAUACUGUCAAGAUAGUAACGAUACCCGUUAUCGAAAAAGUUGAAUUAGCUCGAGACGUGGUUAAUGCACGUAAAUUCUGGCCACCUAUGUCAAGACCGAACUUCCAAGAACAUCAUUUGGUCCUGGCAACGCACCAUUUAGUGCCCUCACUGCCGAUUGGGCUCUUCGAAAUGUUUGCAGAAAUGAUCGAAGUUGUCACGAAGAAGCCAGUUGUCUUGUUGCACGAGUGCAGAAACAAUCGACCUAUCGCUACGGAAGUCGCCGAUAUAGUUAUCUUGCCCGCGGCCGAAACAUGGAAAGACGGUGUACUCUUACCCGCAAGCUUUGUUUUUGAUCAUCGUUUAAAUAAAGAUAAGUCAGCCAGCGUGUACGCCGAUGUAAUCGUCACAAAGGAUCGUGCUCCGCAUAUUCAAAAUAUCAUGGAUUUGCGAGGAUAUAGAUGCGCUGUCUCGAAUAAUACCAUACAACACCAAUUCUCCGCCGCUGGAUUACUCCUUAAUUAUUUGCACUUGAAAGGCGAAAACAUGAUAUUUUUUGGCAAUAUACUUGAGGCUAGGACGCAACUCGAAGUACUGGAAAUGGUCGCCAGUAAGCAGACGGAAGUGGGGAUUCUGGACUCAAUGACGAUAAAAUGUAACAAGUACAACGUACCCGGUGUGGAUUCUCUUCACAUCCUCACCAGCCUGGGACCUUUGCCGCCCUACCGCAUUAUGAUAAAAAAUACACUAGAGAAUCAACUGGUCGAAAAACUUACAGCCUAUCUAUUAAACAUAGAUAAAAAUGAGGAAUGGCUGGAGAGACUGUUGCCCUAUGGCGUCAUAGGUUUUGCCAAGAACUCUAUGGAUUACUACAAUCUGGCUGAUAAAAAGUGCGUAGACACUAAUGUGCCCUACUAUUAAAAUUAUUUUACAUUAUUUAUUCUUUACUUCUGUCUUUUAUCGUUUUAUACAUAUAUACAUUUAUAAAUGAAUUCUCUUUUUUGCUUGAAUAUAACAUGUGGUAUUUUAUUAAAUUUAAAUAAAUAUAAUUCACAAAUUUAUUCU